This is a messenger RNA of Perca fluviatilis (European perch), 7314 nucleotides long. It is a transcript of the gene rerea, whose product is annotated as arginine-glutamic acid dipeptide (RE) repeats a. The transcript has 22 exons. Gene Ontology annotation, molecular function: chromatin binding; transcription corepressor activity; sequence-specific DNA binding. Gene Ontology annotation, cellular component: nucleus. Bases 633 to 5195 code for a protein of 1520 amino acids. NCBI's taxonomy places the organism in Eukaryota, Metazoa, Chordata, Actinopteri, Perciformes, Percidae. Gene Ontology annotation, biological process: regulation of DNA-templated transcription. The record is from RefSeq and is a predicted model, not a curated record.
GCGCAUGUGUGUGUGUGCGCGUGUGUGUGUAUGUGUGGAAAAAGGAAGCGGAGCCUGUAAACGGCGAACUCGCUGGUUUCCUACCCCUCGAAACAACUACCAGCGCUGUGUUACUUUUCAUGUGGACACUAUCAUCGACAGAAACAACAACACGGCCAAAGGGAAUAGAAGCCGUUUCGAGGGGGACCAGCAAACGUUAUAGUGCCUUUUGCUCGGCGAUUUCGGACGCGAACAGUAAAUCAGUAAACUGAAACCGUCUUUUGUUGAAACAAGUGCUCGCCUGAGCCCCUCCGUGCAGGCAGCGGGUUUAACAGAAGAAAAAAUCCAGGGGGGAUAAAAAAAAAAAGUGUCCGUUUUCACCUCGUUUUGUCCCGGUUCUUGGAUUUGCCACAGCUGGCUUAAGUUUGGUGGGCCAUCUCGGGCAAGGAUCGCGUUUUGAAGUUGUUUGCAGCAGUCUCUGGGACUCCCAAGAAUCACCAGACUGGCGGCUUUUCUGAAACACUGGGGUUGUUGGUGUGGCCAAAUUUUCCCUGGAUUUGACUGGUAAAUUCAGAAGACUGAAGCCCAGGCUCACAGUCUACCUUUCACGGAGGCCCAGCCGUGAGAGGACUGAGGAAGGCACGUGGCGGAUCAUGACGGCCGACAAAGAGAAGGAGAGGGAGAAAGAGCGGGACAGAGACAGAGACAAGGACCGGGACAAGAGAGAGGCUGGUAAGUCCCGCCGGCAGGACGGGGACCGGGGCGACCGUGAGAGCGAGAGCUCAAGGCCCCGACGCAGCUGCACGCUGGAGGGCGGGGCCAAAAACUAUGCAGAGAGCGAUCACAGCGAGGAUGAGGACAACGAAAAUGGCAGCACAGGUGGAGGGAGCGGCACGGCCGAGGAUGGGGGCAAGAAGGGUAAGAAGAAGACUCCUAAGAAGAAGUCACGCUACGAGCGCACAGAGAACGGAGAAAUCACGUCCUUCAUCACAGAAGACGAUGUUGUUUACAGACCCGGAGAUUGUGUGUACAUUGAAAGCCGGCGGCCCAACACUCCCUACUUCAUUUGUAGCAUUCAGGAUUUCAAGCUGAGUAAACGGGACCAUCUACUGAUGAAUGUGAAAUGGUACUACCGCCAGUCAGAGGUGCCUGACUCUGUCUACCAGCACCUGGUGCAGGAUCGCAACAAUGAGAACGACUCUGGCCGGGAGCUGGUCAUUACAGACCCAGUGGUCAGGAGUCGAGAACUCUUUAUCUCUGACUAUGUGGACACUUAUCAUGCUGCUGCUCUCAGGGGGAAAUGCAACAUUUCCCAUUUCUCCGACAUUUUUGCUGCCAGGGAGUUCAAAGCCCGCAUCGACUCCUUUUUCUAUAUCCUCGGAUAUAACCCAGAGACCAGGCGAUUAAACAGCACACAAGGGGAAAUCCGAGUGGGACCCAGUCACCAAGCCAAGCUCCCUGAGCUGCAGCCUUUCCCCUCUCCUGGUGGCCAGGCCGUGACCGAGAACGAGGAGCUGGUCUGGAUGCCAGGGGUCAAUGACUGUGAUCUUCUCAUGUACCUCAGAGCCGCAAGGAGCAUGGCUGCCUUUGCAGGGAUGUGCGACGGAGGCUCAACAGAAGACGGGUGUUUAGCAGCCUCUCGAGAUGACACUACAUUAAAUGCACUUAACACUCUUCACGAGAGCAGCUACGAUGCAGGAAAAGCUCUCCAGCGUCUGGUGAAGAAGCCUGUACCCAAACUGAUAGAGAAGUGCUGGUCUGAGGAUGAAGUGAAGCGCUUCAUUAAAGGGUUGAGACAGUUCGGCAAAAACUUCUUCAGGAUCCGGAAAGAGCUGCUGCCCAACAAAGAAACGGGAGAGCUGAUUACCUUCUACUACUACUGGAAGAAGACCCCCGAGGCAGCGAGUUGUCGAGCCUUCAACUCUUCAACACUGCCAGCCCGCCUUCCCCCCCCCCCCCCCCCCCCCCCCGAGUUCUUGGACCUCAGCUCAGCCAGUGAAGAUGACUUCGACAGUGAAGACAGCGAACAGGAGCUGAAGGGCUACGCCUGCCGCCACUGUUUCACUACCACCUCCAAGGACUGGCACCACGGGGGCCGGGAGAACAUCUUGCUGUGCACAGACUGCCGCAUUCACUUCAAGAAGUACGGUGAGCUGCCCCCCAUCGAGAAGCCCGUGGACCCACCGCCAUUUAUGUUCAAACCUGUCAAAGAAGAAGAGGAUGGACUCAGCGGGAAGCAUAGCAUGAGGACCCGACGGAACCGAGGCUCGAUGUCGACGCUACGUAGUGGUCGUAAAAAGCAGACAGCCAGUCCUGAUGGCAGAGCCUCGCCUACCAAUGAGGAUUUGCGCUCCAGUGGACGUACCUCUCCCAGCGCAGCAAGUACUGACAGCACUGACAGCAAGACAGACUCCAUGAAGAAGCCCAGCAAGAAGAUUAAAGAGGAGGUUCCUUCACCUAUGAAGAGUGCCAAACGGCAGCGCGAGAAGGGAGCCUCAGACACAGAGGAGCCUGAGAGGGCCAGCGCCAAAAAGUCCAAGACACAAGAGCUGAGUCGGCCAGACUCACCCUCAGAAUGCGAGGGGGAAGGGGAGGGUGAGGGCGAGAGCUCUGAUGGACGCAGCAUCAACGAGGAGCUCAGUAGCGAUCCUAAAGACAUUGACCAGGACAACCGGAGCUCCUCCCCAAGCAUUCCCAGCCCCCGUGACAAUGAGAGUGACUCAGACUCAUCUGCCCAGCAGCAGCAGCUCCUGCAGAGCCAGCAUCCUCCAGUCAUCCAGUGUCAGCCAGGCACCUCAGCCGCCUCCUCGGCACCGCCUCCGCCAACAACCUCAGCCCCUUCACUGCCCCCCACAGCGGCCUCCACCUCUCUACCUCCCCAGCCUCUGCCCCAGGCAAGCCCGAUGUCUCUUAUCCAGUCAGGAGCAUCCCUCCACCCUCAAAGGCUUCCCUCUCCACAUUCACCUUUGACUCAGGCUCCGCCUCCUGGCCCGCCAGUACCACCUCAAUCAUUACCCAGCUCGCAUCAUGGGCCUAUGCCUCCCAUGCCACAUCCACUGCAGCCUGGCCCCUCACACAUGCCUCACCCUCACUCCAUGCCCCAUCAGGGCUUCCCUGUGGGUCAGUCUCAGGUCCCACCCUUGCCAGUCUCUGGCCAAUCACAGCAGAGGCCGCACACGCCUCCUUCCCAGUCCCAGCCAUCUGCUCAGAGUGGAGGCCAGCCUCCCAGAGAGCAGCCAUUGCCCCCUGCCCCAAUGUCCAUGCCUCACAUCAAGCCCCCACCAACAACACCCAUCCCUCAGAUACCCAACCCACAGUCCCACAAACACCAACCCCACGUGUCAGCGCCUCCAUUCCCUCAAAUGCCUUCAAACCUGCCUCCACCUCCUGCACUCAAGCCCCUCAGCUCUUUAUCCACCCACCAUCCUCCAUCAGCACACCCACCUCCCCUACAGCUCAUGCCUCAGGGGCAACAGCUUCAGCCUCCCCCAGCCCAACCCCCAGUUCUCACUCAGUCCCAGAGCCUCCCACCAUCAGCCAGCCACCAACCUCCUCCAGCUCCUCCUCUGCCACCCUCCGCAGCAGCCUCACAACCAAACGGGACACUGCAGCCGCCGUUCUCGUCUCAUCCUUUCAGUACAGUUCUACCUCCAACCGGCCCUCCCACAUCCUCAUCACACUCUAUGCCUGGCAUACAGCCUCCAUCUUCCUCUGCUCCACCCUCCUCCAUCUCCAUGCCACUACCUGCCUCGGUCACUUGUGCCGGCCCGGGCCCGGUACUCCCACCUGUACACAUCAAAGAGGAGCCUCUGGAUGAGACAGAAGAGCCAGAGAGCCCUCCACCCCCACAGAGAAGCCCCUCCCCAGAGCCUACCAUCGUCAAUACGCCCAGCCAUGCCAGCCAGUCAGCACGGUUCUACAAGCACCUGGACCGGGGCUACAACUCAUGUGCUAGGACAGAUUACUACUUCACUCCACUGGCUUCAUCUAAACUGGCAAAGAAGCGAGAGGAAGCUCUGGAGAAAGCCAAGAGGGAAGCUGAGCAGAAAGUAAGGGAAGAGAAGGAGAGAGAGAGGGAGAGGGAAAAAGAGCGAGAAAGAGAGCGGGAACGAGAAAAGGAAGCAGAACGAGCUGCGAAAGCCUCCAGUUCCUCUCAUGAGGGCAGAAUGGGUGAACCUCAGAUGGCCGGACCCACCCACAUGCGUCCACCUUAUGAUGGCCCCCCCACUACGAUCGCAGCUGUGCCUCCGUACAUUGGACCUGACACCCCUGCACUGCGCACUCUCAGCGAGUAUGCCCGACCCCACGUCAUGUCCCCCACCAAUCGAAACCACCCCUUCUUUGUGUCCCUCAACCCUGCAGACCCGCUGCUGGCCUAUCAUAUGCCCAGCUUGUACAACGCUGACCCGGCCAUGCGGGAGCGCGAGCUACGAGAGCGGGAGAUGCGUGAGAGGGAGAUUCGUGAGAGGGAGCUGAGGGAAAGGAUGAAACCUGGUUUUGAGGUUAAGCCUCCAGAAAUGGACACACUUCACCCUUCCACAAACCCCAUGGAGCACUUUGCCCGGCAUGGGGCUAUCACGUUGCCCCCCAUGGCCGGCCAUCCCCCUUUCGCCUCCUUCCAUCCGGGCCUGAACCCAUUAGAGCGUGAGCGGCUGGCCCUCGGUGGGCCCCAGCUGCGGCAAGAAAUGAGCUACCCAGAGAGGUUGGCUGCAGAGAGACUCCAUGCUGAGAGGAUGGCCACAGUGGCCAACGACCCCAUCGCCCGCCUACAGAUGUUCAAUGUCACACCACACCACCACCAGCACUCGCAUAUUCACUCCCAUCUCCACCUCCACCAGCAAGAUCCUCUUCACCAAGGCUCUGGGGGCCAUCCCCUGGCAGUAGAUCACCUGGCAGCAGGACCUCACCUGGCUCGCUUCCCUUACCCGCACGGCGCCAUCCCCAACCCUCUCCUUGGCCAGCCGCCGCAUGAACACGAGAUGCUGCGCCACCCGGUCUUCGGUACUCCAUACCCACGGGACUUACAAGGAGGUCUGCCACCGCCCAUGUCCGCAGCCCACCAGCUGCAGGCCAUGCAUGCCCAGUCCGCUGAGCUCCAGAGGCUGGCCAUGGAGCAGCAGUGGCUCCACGGACACCAUCACAUGCACGGAGGACCACUGCCUGGCCAGGAGGACUACUACAGCCGGCUCAAGAAGGAAAGUGACAAGCAGCUGUAACCAGCCAAGGGAGGCAGCGACUGACAGGUGCAGGACACGGGAAGUUGUUACAGAGUUGUUCAUUCAGUUUUGAACAACGAAAAAAGGCCAAGUGGAUCGUCUGAGAAUUCUUCUGAUAUUUGGUUUUUGUUUCUGUCAAGGACUUUUUUUAUUAUUAUUAUUAUUUUUCAAGACAUUGACUUUCUUUGGUAUAUAGCCAGUAGUGACAACGUCCUCAAGACUCCUGCAUGACAAGCUUUCCUGACGUUUUUUUUGUAGGUGCUAGAACAAGACACUGUGCUUAUCAACAACAAAAAAAGACAAGACUGGUCAGGCCGUUUAUGGAAAAAUAACAAGUGCUAUCUUAAACUCAACAUUUAUUUUAAUACAUUGUUGGAGUUUUUUUUAAAUAAUUUUAAGAAAAGCUACAGCAUGGUGUUUUUUGAGUCUGUAAAUAGUAUAUAUAAACAUAUAAUUAUUAUUAUAAUUAUUAUUAUUAUUAUUACUAGGUGUGGACUCCAAACCAAGUCUCCAAUAUAAUUGUUUUGAAGCAUUAUCCCUUGUUUCAGAGGGGAGCACCAUGGCAUUAUAUCAGCAGUUUCUGAGUUCUCAGUUAUAACGUUCCUCUGACAUCACUGUGUUAGAUUUAGUCCCACAUACACUAUGUAAACCAUAAACCUGUCACACCCACGUCCAUUCAUCAUACAACUUUGACACGCAGCAGGUUGUCAGAAUGUGUAAACUUAACGUGUUGAGUUAAGGAUUUAAAACACUUGAAAAGGCUUCUGUGGAGUGCACACUGAAGCAAUGGAUUAAAGAGAAAACUAAAUUUUUGCACUGGGAGAGUUUCCUUGCGCUCCACUUGAUUUGGUUUUAUCCUUUUGUUUAAAUUAAUAUUUAAGUCAACACAUUGGAGUAAUACUUCAUUACUUUUUUUUUGUUUUUACAGAGAAGGAUUUUAAUUAUGAUUUUAAACUUUUGGACGCCAGAAACAUAUUUGGCAAUUUUUUUUAAAUUACCAGGACCUGAAUUUUAUCUUUGUUCACUAUAUCAGGAGGCUAACCGGACUUCAGGAUUGUUUUAAAUGUGUGAAUGGUUGUGAGUUGGUGCUAGUUGUGGGUGUCCCCUUUUCUUCACCUGGUCCAGUCACCCAUGUUUGCUGCAGGGCUCAAGUCCGACUGAGUCAUCCUCCAACUAGGCUGUAAUAAUGUUCACUGUGACACUAGAGGGGGGGGGGGUCUGCCGACACAUGGUGACCAGGAGGUAGAGGGUCGAUGAUUGUGUGUGAGUGUGUGAGUGUGUGCGUGCGUGCGUGAGUGAGUGUGUUUUCCUCACUAUGUUUUGGUAUGCCUUGGUUCCUUGGGAAUACACACGCACUCCUGGGCCUCAGGAGUUGUGUGAUUGUGUGUGUGCCACUGAAGUUGUGUUGACCUGUCAUACCAGUGCACAUAAGCCCAAUAUGUCCUUUUUGUUUGUUUGUUUUUACUGUAGCCAUGACACGACACAUGACAUUCUGCUUUUGUUCCAUGCACUAAGACUGUUUGACUGUCAUGGACAUUUAGAAAACUGUGGCUUUUUUAAAAUUUUCUUUUAACCAAAUGAAGAACCUGCACUUGCAUUUGAAAGUGUCCAUAUCUUUUCUUUGGAGCACUAUAAUUUACAUUUAAACGCUUGCAAACAUCAUAAAACUCUUGACACCCUUUUUUAAAAAUCCCCAAAAGUCUUUGAAGCCCCGACAAGAACCCGUCACUUUGUCUUGCCAUCUCCCACCGAUUUCUGUCUUUCUUCUGACGACGUACUCCUCAUCAUCAUUACCUUGCCUCAUUUUCCUGACGAUUCCCUUGCCUUUUACUCCCUCUUUUUGUCUCCAAAACCUUUGAUGUUAAGUGUUGUCAAUGGUUUAGCUUCUUGUUUCAAAGCGGCAAUAGCAGAAUGUAAAUUCUGACUGCUAAGAUUUAUAUAUAUACUGGUAUCUUGAAGCUUAUUGUAUAUAUGAGUAGUCGCCAUGGGAUGACACAAUGUAAACAAAAAGUAGAAAUAAUAAGAAAAAUUGUGAGUCCUGUGUUCUCUCCAUUUGAGUAUUUUGUAAUUUUUUUGAAAAAUUUGUGGAAUUAAAAUAAACGACUAAGUUACACCACAA